Messenger RNA from Ctenopharyngodon idella (grass carp), 520 nucleotides. It is a transcript of the gene hbbe3, whose product is annotated as hemoglobin beta embryonic-3. The transcript has 3 exons. Gene Ontology annotation, biological process: hydrogen peroxide catabolic process; oxygen transport. NCBI's taxonomy places the organism in Eukaryota, Metazoa, Chordata, Actinopteri, Cypriniformes, Xenocyprididae. Gene Ontology annotation, cellular component: haptoglobin-hemoglobin complex; hemoglobin complex; blood microparticle. The coding region runs from base 1 to 444 and encodes 147 amino acids. Gene Ontology annotation, molecular function: organic acid binding; heme binding; haptoglobin binding. The record is from RefSeq and is a predicted model, not a curated record.
AUGGUUCAGUGGACAGCCGAGGAACGCGCUGCGAUACAGGGUGUAUUCGCGACACUCGACUACGAGUCGGUGGGCCGCGAGAGCUUGGCGAGAUGCUUGGUGGUGUACCCUUGGACUCAGCGGUACUUUGGUGGGUUUGGAAACCUGUAUAAUGCUGAGGCAAUCAUGGCUAAUCCAAACGUCGCGGCGCACGGGACUGUAGUGCUUCGAGGACUGGAGAAAGCUCUCAAAAACAUGGAUGAUAUCAAGAACACCUACACUACCCUUAGCGAGCUUCACUCAGAGAAACUGCAGGUCGACCCAGGCAAUUUCCAGCUCUUAGCUGACUGCCUGACCGUGGUGGUUGCUAAACACAUGAGGACUGAAUUCACCCCAGACAUCCAAGCUGCUUGGCAGAAGUUCCUGUCUGUUGUUAUAUCAGCCCUAAGAAGGCAGUAUCAUUAGAUUCGUCGACUGUAUACGAGGAUAUUCUUGUACUGAGAUUGUGUAAUGCAUAAUGAAAAAUAAAUGAUUGAGAUGA